Messenger RNA from Lactuca virosa, 1056 nucleotides. The record is from the annotation of a GenBank genome assembly. NCBI's taxonomy places the organism in Eukaryota, Viridiplantae, Streptophyta, Magnoliopsida, Asterales, Asteraceae.
AUGGCGGCGAAACCGACGAUGAUUCUUCCGGUAGUUCUCCUAGUAGCUAUCCUUUCCUUCACCAACGCUCUCCCAUCGGAGACCAUCUCCAACGCCGCCGAAACUCUCUCCGAUUCCGGCUACAUCGCUAUGUCCUUAACCCUAAAUCUCGUCUCCAGCUCUUUACUAUCUCAAACAAGCUCCGCCACCAUCUUCACGCCUCCUGACUCCAUCUUCACUGAACUCGGCCAACCUCCUCAGUCUCUCCUCGAACUCCACAUUUCACCAUUAGGUUUCUCCUUCCCUGGUCUCCGUUCCCUUGAUCCUGGCACCAAAAUCCCCACUAUGUCCUCCGACAACUACCUCACCAUUACGUCCCCUUCAUCAUCCGAUCAGGUUUCUAUAAACAACGUGAAAAUCCUUGGAUCUCCGAUUUUCGACGACGGAUCGCUGAUAAUUUUUGGUAUUGAGAAAUUCUUCGAUUCUAAUUUCACUGUCUCUGAUUCUCCCGCACAAAUCCCAAGCAUCAAUGAUUGCGAGACACCGUAUAGUGGUGGUAACAGUUUCUCGUUCCAUGAAGCCAGUAACGUGUUGAUCUCUAGAGGAUACUCUGUGAUGGCUUCGUUUCUAAAUCUGCAAUUGCUAGGUUUUCUGAGUCAACCUAGUUUGACUCUUUUCGCCCCUGCUGAUGAAGUCAUGGUCGAUUAUUCAGGUCGGUUUCCUGAUUAUCCGUCACUGUUCCUACGGCAUGUGUUGCCUUGUAAGAUUUCGUUGAAAGAUCUUGUUAAUAUCGAAAAUGGAACCAAUAUGAACACGUAUCUGAAUGGAUUUAGAAUCAACGUUACUAGAUCUGGUGCUACGUUGAAGGUGAAUGAACUUCCGAUUGCAUUUCCGGACAUGUAUUACAGUGAUUGGCUUGUGAUUCAUGGAGUUCCUGCUGUUCUUUCUCUUUCUGAACCAGCGGACGACGACGACAACGACGAUUCUGAUGGAGAUACUUUUGAUACAAUUCCUUUCCGUGAUUCUGGCGAUGAGGUGACAGUUCCCGAUGCUUCAACUCGCAGUACUGAAUUUUAA